UGGAUAGGUGAGGUCGCUACGAGACGACCAUCGAGCGAAUUAAAAUGAUCAAACAAACAAAAAGUACGCCAAGUGUCAAACGACUUUGAAAAGAUGAUUUAUUAUUUGGAUUACAUUCUUCAGACGUGUUAUUAGUGGAAAAUCCGAAUGUCUUCGAACCCUCGGAAGUCCCCUCAUUAUGAGGAUUUGAUCUCGACCGAAGAUGAUACUCUGGGUACGUCCAUUAGCCUUAGCGUAGGUGAAAAUUCAAUUAGAAUAAAAGAAAAACCUAAGGUGGUUGUUAAGAGAUCAGAGCCAGAAGAUAAGCACGAAGAGGAGAAAUGGUGGCUGAAGAAGCCAGAUACUUGGCUGGAUAUUUCUCAUGCUGUUCCGAUAGACGUGAAAACAAAGCGAUCUCCAUCCCCUUCCCCAGAUGUUAGUUCCUCGAUGAAAGAAUUUCUUGAAAAGGAGAAGAUGUGCAAAGCUAUGCAUAAGAGCGAAGUUGAGACGAAAGACAGGGAUGAUACUUUGUGCGACAUUCUGGCUUCUGCUGCAUUCGAUAAAUAUCCCUCUGAUUUUGAAAAUGCGACCGAUGAGGAUAUAGGUAGUAUUUUAGAAGAAAUGAGCAAGAUAGCUGGGGCCCUUAGUCCUAAUUCAGCUACGGAUCGUUCAAAGUCUCGGAACUCUGCCAAAAAUCCUACAGAGGAGGAGAAAUCAGUGGAAGAACUGUUAGAGGAGGCUGAGAAACUCGUAAGAAAAAAUAGUAAUAGUCUAUCUAAAAGCGGAUCAAAAUCUGACACUUUAGUACCUGAGAAUAUUCCGGAAGAUAUAGAAAGCUUUAGCAGGGUUAGACAAUUAGAAGCUGAUAUAUUUCAACUAAUAGAGGAGGAGGUGCACAAAGAGACUGAGAAAAUCAAAAAGAGUCCAAAGAAUGAAAAGAAGAGAGACGGUAGUCCUGGAUUUGAAGUUAUAUACGAAAAUUUGAAUGGUCUGAAAGCCCCGAAAUCUUUAGAACUUCAGAGAAGAAAAUUUGAAGAGCAGAAAGUAGAGGUGUCGAGCAGUUCUGAUUUAGACGAUCCUAUUGAAAGACAUUCCAAGUCGGAAGAAUUAAAAAGUACAAGAAAGCUGGAGUCGGAUAAGGAUAACUUGCAGAAAGAAAUAACGGAUGUAGAUAAGGAUUUUUUUGAAGACUUGCUGAGAAAGUCCAAGGAGAAAGCGGAGGGUGGUAUGUCAGGUAGUUCAAGUUUUGGACAGGAAGAUUUUUCCCAUUUUUUGAAACUCUUGCAAGGGCAGUCUAAUAAAAAGGAACAAGAAUCAAAGCAGUUCAAUUCAAAGCCUGCAGACGGAAAAUUAUGCAUUUUGGAUGGGGGAACCACGAAUGACAAAAGUCCUGAAUUUCCCGAGAAGGAAAUCUCCGACAUAUUGGAGAAGGAACUACCUCGGGCAAAUGAAAUUAUCGGAACGGAGACGAGCGGCCACAGUGGUGAACAAAAACAAUCUCAGAACGUUAAUAAUGGCGGUAAGAAUGAGCGUGAGGAAGUAUCUGAGAGAACGGAUCAAGUAUCUCCUAGAAACGUAGCUGUGACAAAGGAUAACAAAAAGGUGCUCAGUCCUAAGGAAGAACUGUAUACCGUUGAUCUGACACCGAGAUUAGAAUUAUUCGCGGAUGCAAUACCAAAGUUAUUAGCUGAAAAGUCGACGGAAGAUACAACGCAGCAAAGCAAAGAACCCACAGACGAAUCAAAAGCAGCCGUACAUAAAACGAUCUCAAGUUCCGAGAUUAAAUUUAACGUUAAUGUUCCAACAUGUGAACGUAGCAGUGUAGAACGCAAAGCCGUUCAUUCGUUUAGCGCGUCGACUAAUAAAACGCAAAAGAAAGAAUUAAAGUUUUCCAAGUCUAAGAGUUACGACCAGAUUUGUAAGCCAUUGUCGGUUAGAAGUUCCGUAGAAAAUCUAAGAGUAAGCAAACCUUCGGAUGCAGCGAAGAAACCUGGCAACAGUUUGAUCAGACGAUCGCCAACGUUGAAGCCAACGUUGAAGCCAACGUUGAAGCCAAAAUUGCAGCCAAAAUUGCAGCCUACGGUUAAACCAAUCACGAAAAUUCCGCCCAAGACCAAGGGCAUAACUUUAAAGCCAAAGAAAAAUUCCGUUAAGACUGGUUCCAAUCUCGCAUUGUCUUCCACGUACAAAUCGUACCAAGCUACUAAAUCACCGGACAGUCAGGCAAAGACGAUGGCCGGCGGUGAUACGAAACAACAUGCAACGAAAACAAACUGGGAAUUAUUAUGUCGCGAAGAGAGGCAUAAGAACGGCCUUUUGAAACAACAGCUGGAGUCAGAAGUGAAAAUGCACAAGAAUCAAAUGGACAGUAUGCGUAUAUCGUUCGAGGAAGAACUGUUCGCGUUAAAGAAGCAAAACAUGGUUCUAAAGGCGAAGGUAGACGAGCUUUCGUUAAACGAGAAACGCACAGAAUCACAGCCAAAGAAAGAUACGAAGAUCAUGCUUCUAGAGAAGGAACUAGAGAGGCAAGAGGAUUUAAUCCGGGCUUAUGAAACGGAAAACAAAAAGUUGAUGCAAGGUACGAAGGGAAUGCAAGAAGAAAUGAAGCAGCUGCAGAAGCAAAAGAGUACAGCAUUAGAGUCUGGUAAGGUACAGGAACUUGCGGAUAGAGUUAAGGAUCUCGAGGAAGAGACACUGAAACUGAAUCUCGAAGUCUCCGAGCUGCGAGACAAGAACGCAGACUACGCCUUGAAGAACGAAGAUCUGAUUCAACAAAAUAGUCUUUUGAACGACGAAUUGGAGAUGUUUAAGGAACAGUUGAGAACGAAGAACGACUUUAUCACGGACCGAUUACAAGCAAUGACCACGGCAGAGCUGCAACUGAAGAAGCAAGUGGAGGACUUGACGGUGAAACUAAGCUCUAAAGCGGAACAAUUACGAAUAGUGAAGCAAGAGUUUGAUAAGAUGCAACAAAACGUUUUGCCGUUGGAGAAAGAAUUGUUAGAAUUAAGAGUGAAGGAAGGUAAUUUGUUGGAGAAACUGCAAAUAUCUAAGGGUCAUGUGGAACGUGAGAAACAGUUAACACAGAAAUUGAAGGACCAAGUGAUUCUCGAUAGCAAGAAGAUCACGGACUUGAACAGACAAGUUCGUGAAAUGGAGAGGAUACUUAAGAGGAAGAAUCCUGAUUCGGUAUCUGCUCUAAUAUUGACCGCGAAUUCUGAACAGGAAAAGGUCGGUGCCGAGAAGGUCAAGCUGUUAGAAGAUAGGAUCGCGUGCCUGGAAAAUGAAAUUAAAGCGAAAGAUGAUUUAGCUCAAGAGAAAAUGGUGGAAUUCCAGAGGAAGUUCUCGGAUAUGAGGGAGAAGUAUACUAGUCAAGUAAUGGAAUUGGACGGCAAGCUGUUGGAGGCUAACACGAAGAAUCGUAAGAUAUGCAAUGAUAUGUUUACGCAGACUGCAUCGAAACCUGUAGAGAACAAGAGUGUGGAGACUGUUAAGAAGGAGGAGAGGGCAGGCUCAUUCGAGAAGGAAGAUGUGGGGAAGAAGGACAUUGCAAAAUCUUCUGUGAAAGGCAGUUUGAAAUGUCAGAAUUCUAAAGAGGACGCUUAUCUGAUGGCCACGAUACGUGGAUUGAAACUGGAACUCGCGAACAAAGAUAAAACGAUUUCGAAGCUGACGAAAGAAUCGCAAGAUUUACAAAAGACGAACGCAAGACUGCAGAAGGAGAGAGAGAAAUUGUUGAACGAUAGAAGAUCCGUGAAGGCUAUGAACUUUGAGAGGAAUCGCGGCAUGGUAUCGUCGGAUUCGAAGCUGCUGACUUUGAGGUCUAUCGAAGGGAACGAUCAGAAUUCGAACGUCUACCAAAAUGGCCACGUGUCUGACACAAACGCUCAACGAUUGUCCGCUUCCGUACAAAAGCUUUACGAUCCCAUGCAGUACACCGAGAACGGAGAUAGCAAUCUGGUGAAGAGAUUGGCCGACGAGAAUGAUAUUCUGAAAGAGGAACUAAGCAAGAUGAAUAAGGAUUUCAUGGCUUUAAAGAACAAACGGCUUCACGAUCUGAACCUCUUGCAAGAGGAACAUGAACGCGAGAUGGCCGCUUUGUUGAAGGAGUAUAGCGUGAAAUUCGGAGAUUCUAAAGUGGUAAAGUUACAGGGCCAGAUAAAUACUCAAGUGGCUGUGAUAUCUCACUUGAAGCAGCAAAUUGAGAAGCUUAGAGACUACAAGGAACAGGUGAUUGUUCUGAAGGCUGAACGGCAGCAUUUGGAGAGUAAAGUGAAAACGUUGAAUGAAAAAGUGAAGUACUUAUCAACACCGAGUACCGAACAGCUACAGCUGUUGCAGGACAAGAUAACGAUUCUCCAACAACGACACGAAAGCCGCGAGAUGACGUUGCAGAGUUUAGUGCGCGAUUUGCUAAGAAAUAGAACCCAGUGCAAAGACUGUAAAAACGAGAAGGGUAAAAAUCGACAAUUGUGCUAUUUCCGACAAGAGCUCGAUCAUAUUCUUGGAAUGCUUCAAGAGAUCGCCAAUGUUCAUUGAUUCUAGAUGAACUAGAUUAGACAUGGGUGUAAAGUGGUGCUCAUGAAAUAUCGAGAAAUCGACGGAUUGCAAUUUCUCGGAUUCGAUAUCGGGCAUUGUGAUAAUUCGUAUCUUCGUAUCCGUACUGAAACGAAUCGUAGGUAUUUGUUAAGAGAAGCUAUCACGUUGUUAGGCACUUUAUACAUGUGUGAGCGAAAGUACAGCCAAAAAGGUUUGGUCGGUGCUUUUCUUUUUAUCGACCUUGCCAGUAACGCGACACGAUCAGUCUGUUCGUGAUCGCGUCUGCAGUAUAUUUAGUUAUUCUUGCGUCACAAGAUACGGAUAUUUAGUGAGAUCAUAUCGAUCCUGGGAAAGCUCGCGCGUAAUGAUCGACUGCGAUCACUGCCAAAGUUAGAAGAAGAAGAAGAAGAAGGAAGGAAGGAAGAAAGAGAGACGGACAAAUAACAAAGUUACAGUUUUAUCGUAACUUCUCGUCGACGGUUCCUUCUUGCCAUUGUGCGUGCAUUACGCAUGGACAACGUCCACGGUCGGCGUAAUAAAUAAAACUAAUAGUGAAAUAUCAAAUGAGAACAUAGAGAUAUUUUGAUCUAUAUUUACUAAAAGCAGACUUUUUAUUUAUCUAAUAACGUAGGUUUAACGAUUGUUGAUGAAAGAAAAGAACCUGACUGCUUCCAAUUCGGAACUAGCUCUAGCCGUCUACUUGUCCGUCGUUCUGGCAUUCGAAUAGAUAGACCAUAUAAACGUAGGGGAAACGUUUUGGGAAAACAAGAGAUCUCUUCCAAAGUCGCGUAGAAGUUAAUUUUUUACACGAGGCUUUUUCAGGAUAUGCUAAGCGUCGUAUUGAAUCGUUCGAACAAUUGUAUUUAUUUCCUAUUUAUAUUCACAAUCGUUCUUCGCCAUCAACGAACCCAUCUAUAAUCACCAAGAGUCGUCCACUUGUAUAGUACGUACAUUUAUAUACACUUUAGAGAUAUUCAUUAAACGUUUUAGCAAUCACAGUUGACACUUUAUGCUCUCGCGACUAACUAAGCACACGCAUAUCGCACAAAUUCGACGUGUCCUAGACGUAACGAUGUUAAACGACUUUGUUACAGGAUGAUCGUAGAAUACAAUUGUUUGCUUUCGUCUGUUUUGUACCUGUUUUUAUCAAAUUGUUAUAAUUACACUGAGUACUACGGUUACUUCUUCAAGACUGGAUAUUAUGUGAAAAUCACUGAAUUUUUUUAUAAUUACUUCUAAGCUGUAAUGUACAAACCAUGAGAUUAUGACUUUAAUAAAUCACUUCUCUUCUCAUUGA
This is a messenger RNA of Bombus pyrosoma, 5815 nucleotides long. RefSeq names its product centrosomal protein of 162 kDa-like. Gene Ontology annotation, cellular component: centriole; axonemal microtubule; centrosome. The record is from RefSeq and is a predicted model, not a curated record. The transcript is spliced from 6 exons. The coding region runs from base 148 to 4518 and encodes 1456 amino acids. NCBI's taxonomy places the organism in Eukaryota, Metazoa, Arthropoda, Insecta, Hymenoptera, Apidae. Gene Ontology annotation, biological process: cilium assembly.